GAUUUUAUAAACAAUUAUACGCCGCCAGUCACAAACAAGUUGCCUUGAGCCAACGACGCGGGGACGGCGCAAUGGAAAAAUUCCUUGGGAAAAAAUACAAACUGGUCUCUUCGGAGAACUUCGACGAAUAUCUCAAGUUCAUACAGGUCGGUUUCCUGUCCCGCAAAGCUGCGCAGGCGGCGUCGCCUGUGUCGUUUCUGGAGCGCAACGCUGACGGCAGCUACACGUUUUCCGUGACGUCACCCAUCAAAUCCAGCAUCGUCACCUUUAGGGAGGGCGAGGAGUUUGUUGAGAACAGACUCGAUGGAGCCAAGGUGAAGACGACUGUAACCAUAGAAGGAAAUAAACUGACUCAGAAACAAGUAGAAGAUAACGGGAGGAUAACAACCAACUUGAGGGAGUUCACGCCAGAGUUCUUGGUCGUGACGACCACAGCUGAAGGUUGGGACGGCAAAUGUGUGAGAACUUACAAAGUGAUUGAGUGAAUGUGUAUGUGUACCAAAAGCUAAAUGUCGAAUGUGUAAUUAUGGUACCAAAUAAUUUUAUGGCACCACAUGAUCAAUGUCGAACUAUUGGUUUUUCGUUUUAAGAAUAUUUUAAGACUAGUUUUGGGUAAAAUACGAGUUUGGAACUGAACAAAUAUGCCAAAAAAAGAAAAUUCCUGUAUUAUGUGAUAUGAGUACUACUACUACU
Cydia splendana is the source of this 693-nucleotide messenger RNA. RefSeq names its product fatty acid-binding protein-like. The record is from RefSeq and is a predicted model, not a curated record. Gene Ontology annotation, molecular function: fatty acid binding. The coding region runs from base 72 to 485 and encodes 137 amino acids. Gene Ontology annotation, cellular component: cytosol; nucleus. NCBI's taxonomy places the organism in Eukaryota, Metazoa, Arthropoda, Insecta, Lepidoptera, Tortricidae. Gene Ontology annotation, biological process: fatty acid transport. The transcript is spliced from 4 exons.